Molecule: messenger RNA, 1534 nt
Organism: Misgurnus anguillicaudatus (oriental weatherfish)
Lineage: Eukaryota; Metazoa; Chordata; Actinopteri; Cypriniformes; Cobitidae
Source: RefSeq, a predicted model, not a curated record
UGGGAGGUGUUAAAGAUCAGGAUAAUAAAUCUAAACACACAAGCAAAGAAACAAAGAUUCAGAAGAGAAACACACAAACUGAAGAAAAUGGCUCAAACUCUAUAUUUCAGACUUCUUCUCAUCGCUCUCUGUUCAUUAUCUGAAUGCAUUCAGCGCCACUAUCAUCAUAUAAACACGAAGAAGACCUGGACUGAAGCUCAGAGAUACUGCAGAGAAAACUACACAGAUCUGGCCAAAGUCAAAAACAUCAAUGACCAGAAUCAGCUGAUGAAGAGUGUGAAUAACAGUAUGACUCCAGGUGUCUGGAUUGGGUUGAAUAGAUCAAGUGUUUAUAAAUGGAAGUGGUCUCAGGGUGAUCCUGUGAAAUAUACAAACUGGUAUAAUGAAGAAUCAAAUGGUCAAGAUCAUUGUGCUUACAUGAAAGAUGGAUCAUGGCGUCAUAAGGCCUGUAAUAAAAACAUGAGAUUUAUCUGCUACAAUGAGAGCAGUAAUAGAUUCAUCAUUAAUGAUUCUUCAGUAUCAUGGAGAGCCGCUCAGAACUUCUGCAGACAGCAUCAUACUGAUCUGAUCAGUGUGAGGAAUCAGACUGAGAAUCAACAGAUUCAGAAGAUCAUGAAUGACAAAAACAUAUCUGAAGUCUGGAUUGGUCUGUUCAAUGAUUCGUGGGAGUGGACAGAUGAGAGUAACUCUGGAUUCAGAUACUGGAAGCCUGGUCAACCUGAUAAUGCUGGUGGUACUGAAGAUUGUACAGAGGUUAGAAUGUAUCAGGAGGGUCAGUGGAAUGACUUGACAUGCAGUGAAUCUCGCACCUUUGUGUGUCAAGAAGAUAGUCUGAUAUUGAUCCAGAAGAAUCUGAGCUGGUCUGAUGCUCUGAUAUACUGCAGAGAGAAUCACGUGGAUCUGGUUUCAGUUGAUUCAGAGAAGAUUCAGUUCAUGGUGACAGAUGUGAUUGAUCGGGCCUCUACUGACGCCGUGUGGAUGGGGUUACGUCACUCCUGUGCUGUUGGUCUUUGGUUUUGGGUGAAUGGAGAGAUGCUGUGCUAUCAGAAUUGGGCUCCAGGGAAUGAAACCGCAGUGGACGACUGUGACCAUGAAGUGAAAUCUGGAGCAGUUCAGUCUGGAGGAGAUCCUCGCUGGAUCAGCAUUCCUGAAUCUCGCAAACUCAACUUCAUCUGCACUAGAAAGAAAAAAAUUAAUGUGGAAAAAUAAUUUGUGUCUAUCACUUUCUUAGUUCUUUGUAAAAUUUCUGGUUUUCAUUUAGUUUUGUUCUUUAGCAUUAGGGUCCAUUAACCUAACCACAUAUACCAGAUUAAACAUUAUGCCUCAUUUUAGAAUCAUUUAUGUAUGUUAAAAAAUAUAUUUUCUAUGUUAAUCUCCUGACACAAUUUAUUUUCUAAUGUUUCUUUAAUAACUGUUGAAUUAUGUGAAAUGAAUGUGUUAUAUUUUGGGAUUGUGUAAACGUUCAUGAUAUUUACUCAUUAGAUGUGUCACUUCUGUUCUGUUUAAUGUGUGAUUAAUAAAGAUUAUGAGCUCA